Ostreococcus lucimarinus CCE9901 is the source of this 537-nucleotide messenger RNA. RefSeq lists its product with no specific name. The annotation marks the transcript as partial. The record is from RefSeq and is a predicted model, not a curated record. NCBI's taxonomy places the organism in Eukaryota, Viridiplantae, Chlorophyta, Mamiellophyceae, Mamiellales, Bathycoccaceae. The transcript has a single exon. Gene Ontology annotation, biological process: thymidine metabolic process. Gene Ontology annotation, molecular function: thymidine kinase activity; ATP binding.
GGGUCGCUGGAAGUCAUUUUCGGCCCGAUGUUCAGCGGGAAGUCCACGGAACUGCAGCGACGAUUGCGCAGGCACACGAUGGCGAGUCGACGCGUGCUCGUGGUGAAGUACGCGGGAGAUAACAGAUACGACGACGCGGUCGGGACGACGACGGCGGCGGUGACGCACGAUUUGGCGACGAUGCCGGCGCUGCCGACGAAAGAUUUGAGGAAUAUCGAUAACGUGGCGCACAAUUACGACGUGAUCGGAAUCGACGAGGGACAGUUUUUCGACGACGUCGCCGCGUUUUGCGAAAAGUGGGCGCACGCGGGUAAGACUGUCAUUGUCGCGGCGCUCGACGCGACGUUUCAGCGCAAGCCGUUCAAUUCGGUGCUUCAACUGGUGCCGUUGGCAGAAAAUGUGACCAAGUUGACGGCGGUGUGCACGGAUUGCGCGGCGGAUGCCGCUUUCACGGCGCGCACGACAAAGGAGACGAGCGUCGAACUCAUCGGCGGGGCGUCGCAGUACAAGGCGGUGUGCCGGGCGUGUUACGGUAAG